Dendronephthya gigantea is the source of this 3250-nucleotide messenger RNA. RefSeq names its product calpain-15-like. Gene Ontology annotation, cellular component: cytoplasm. NCBI's taxonomy places the organism in Eukaryota, Metazoa, Cnidaria, Anthozoa, Malacalcyonacea, Nephtheidae. The transcript is spliced from 14 exons. The coding region runs from base 89 to 2725 and encodes 878 amino acids. Gene Ontology annotation, molecular function: calcium-dependent cysteine-type endopeptidase activity. The record is from RefSeq and is a predicted model, not a curated record. Gene Ontology annotation, biological process: proteolysis.
UUGAUGAUGAUUGGAUUUUUUAUCUCGAUUUUACCUGGACAUUUUGUAUUUUUAUUAUUUUGAUAACUUUUCAAGCGAGUUUGAAAGAAUGGGAAUAACGGAUUCGUUUCCACGUAAUUGGCAAUGCGCGCGUUGUACAUAUGUAAACACUUUCAUGAGUUUUAGUUCUCAAUGUGAAAUAUGUGGUUAUGAUAGAGAUGCUAAACUCUGGAUAUGUUGUAGUUGCGGAGCCAGUAAUCCAGCGCAUAUUGUGCUAUGCAAUUCUUGUGGUUCAGAACAAAAUACGUUUGCUGGGAAAAAUAAAGGUUGGCCUUGCCCAAAGUGCAGUUAUGUCAACUUUCCAAACUCAAUAAAUUAUAGUGUUUGUCAAUCCAAUAAAUCAUUAAAUAACCAGGUGAAAUCAGCGAAUCCCAUAGAUGUUGAAGUUGAUUCAAGCCGCUUAGGAGAGCUGCAAAAAGACGUUCUAAAAUGUCACAAAUGUAAAACUUUAUUAUAUGAUAAUACAGAUACUGAUUGCACAGUGUGUGGGACUCCCUGUGUUGCUGAGGGAUUUAAACCUAGGCCAUUUCCUCAGUCAUCACUACCAAAACUUACGACUGAAGAUCAACCAAGUUCAUCUGGUUUAUGGAAAUGUUCAACCUGUACCUUGUUAAAUGAUCCUGCUCAAACAAUAUGCCAGGCUUGUGGAAAUAUGAAAGGUGAUAAACCUGUAGCAAGAUUGCCCCCAUUAGACAAUUCAUGGUUGUGCCCGGUUUGCACUUUGGCAAAUUCUCCCUCAAUCAAGUUUUGCAAAGCAUGUAACACAACCAGAGAUGACAUAAGUUGGACUAAAGAUGCUGAUAGUUUGAGUGUGCCAAAUUCACCAACACAUAAGACAUGUGAAACUGUUGGAGUUGAAGCUAAAAGGAUCCAUGAUGAACAUGAAGCGAAGGAACAGUGGAAAAACAUUGUCGAAAUUUGUUCACAGCACAACAUGUCAUUUGUGGAUGAUUCAUUUCCUCCAGAUGCCAGCUCUUUGUACUUUAAACCACGGUCAUCCACACAUCCUCGCGUGUCUCGCUGGUUAAGACCUCAACAAAUGACAUCUCAGUCACAACUUCGUUGGGAGGUUUUUCGCAAUCCAAGUCCGUCAGAUAUAAUGCAAGGUGUUUUAGGCGAUUGUUGGCUCCUGAGCGCUUUGGCCGUUCUCACGGAACGACCAAAUCUCUUGGAAAAAAUCAUUGUAACGAGAAAGAUCUGUGACGAAGGAGCUUAUCAGAUUCGGUUAUGUAAAGACGGGAGAUGGACUAUCAUUCUUGUUGAUGAUUUUAUUCCUUGUAAUCAGUAUGGGAUGCCAGUUUAUUCACAGGCUGCCCGUCGUCAGCUCUGGGUCCCGCUUAUUGAAAAGGCGAUGGCAAAAUUACAUGGUUGUUAUGAAGCGCUAGUUGCUGGAAGAGCCAUAGAGGGAUUAUCAACAUUAACUGGUGCACCGUGUGAAACUGUACGAUUGCAAGUGUCAUCGACCACUCCUGACAGUGAGGAAGUUAUCGAUAAAGAUUUAGUUUGGGCAAAAUUGCUCAGCUGUAGGAAUGCUGGAUAUUUAAUGGGAGCAUCAUGUGGUGGUAACUCCAAAGAUGACGAUGAAUAUAUUUAUACCAGUGUUGGACUGCAGUCACGUCAUGCCUAUUCGAUACUUGAUAUAAGAAACGUUGAAGGAAACAAGCUUCUGCGCCUGCGAAAUCCAUGGGGAAGAUUUUCUUGGAAAGGAAAUUGGUCUGAUAUGUCGCCAUUAUGGACACCAGAAUUGCGCGAAGAGUUGAUGCCUCAUGGUGCUGAUGAAGGCUUGUUUUGGAUCUCAUUCGAAGACAUGAUGCUAUAUUUUGACUGCGUAGAUGUGUGUAAAACCCGCAAUGAUUGGACUGAAGCAAGAGUAGCGAGUGUUUUGCCGCCUUUUACAGGAGGAUCAAAUGAAAUUGUUUCAAUGGCAGUAUUUUCACCAACUGAAUUAGAUCUUUGUGUUUAUCAAAAAACGUCACGGAAUCCUUCUACUCAAUCGUUGGUAGAUUUGUGUAUAAUUCUGUUCCGUUCCAUGCCUAAUACAUCACAUCCAGAGCUUAUCUCAAUAGUCAGCAACAGCAAAAGAACUGUAAAAGGAAGUGUUUCAUUGAGUGUCAUCGUUGAAGAAGGUGUAUAUAUUGCAGUUGUUACAGCGUUCAGUCACUGGCGAUCUGGUGGAGGAAAACAGGAUGUUUCCACGUAUCCAAGUUAUGUAUUAGCAGUUCACAGUUCAAGAGCAGUCAUGAUUGAACGUUUCCCAAUGACCGAAUUUUUAUUAGCUGAUGCUGUCACGUGGAUGACAAUGAAGAAUGGAAAAUUACACACGGGCAUUCCUGGUAUAACUAUUUAUUAUUUAACUCAUGACAUGGCUGGUCUGUUCGUCGUGGCUGAAAACAAGAGACAAGAUAUGCAUUUGUUAGUUAACUGUGAUUGUGGAGGAAGUUUUAAUGUUGUUUCCACGCGAGGUUUACUUUGCACCACUGAUGUUAUACCACCUUGUCACAGGCAAGUUGUGGUAAUCUUGACGCAGCUCGAAGGAAGCGAUGGUUUCUCGGUUUCACAUAAACUGAGCUUUCGAACAAUGGUAGAUAACGGUGACGGGGACUAUGGCGCACAGCAUAUGCCAGAACUAGGACAGGAUCUUAUUGGACUUCAUUCUCCUCGUCCAAUCACAUUUAACUUCUGUUAGUCACGAGUUAGCCUGCCUGGUUCUUCGUGAACUGAUCAUCGUAUCUUUGGAAUGUCACACACAAAUUGCAUCCGCUCUGUCGUGAGUCUCUCUAAUGAGGUUUGUCGGUGGUGUAUUCACAAUGACUGCUGGUGCAGUACUUGAAAUAACCAAAGUAUGGCAACAUUCAAGAGAAUACAUGCAGUUUAUUUCUCCCCACAAUCCUGGCAUUGAUCUGUACAGUAUUGGUAAAGAAUUCAGUCCCAACACCUCUUUCGCGGUGUAAUUUUUGACGUGUCAUUUUCCACGAAAAGCAUCUUCAAAAUUUGCUGGCUUUGAGACAAUGACUAACACAAUUUAAAGUCACUAUAUCCAAAGAAAACUUCUAAACAUUGAAGAAUUAUAAAAUGUUGAGCCAGUCUGUAGAUUUGCGAAAUAUAUUUUCGAAUGAUUAUAUUCGCAAAAAAUAGGUGAUAUUGACUUUAGUGAUCGAUAUUGGACUAGAACUCAGUGCCCUACAACCAUUCAGCUAAUAUACGUUGCAUU